Fulvia fulva is the source of this 1269-nucleotide messenger RNA. Its product is annotated as Cytochrome P450 monooxygenase mpaDE. NCBI's taxonomy places the organism in Eukaryota, Fungi, Ascomycota, Dothideomycetes, Mycosphaerellales, Mycosphaerellaceae. The coding region runs from base 1 to 1269 and encodes 422 amino acids. The transcript has 2 exons. The record is from RefSeq and is a predicted model, not a curated record.
AUGCGCGAACAUAUAUACUCUUGGAAAGUACGUAAUACACAUCCAUCAAGGUCACACCAUCCAACCCUGCAAAGAUCACACAACAUGUCUAACCAGCCACAAGCCAAGCCAGCACCGAAUCUCAACCUUCCCAAGAGCGAUAACGUCUGCGAAGUUGCGAUUAUUGACACUACUUGCGAUUUGGUGUGUCAUCCGUCGACGUUGAUCGAGCCGGAUAUUCCUAGCCAUGAGUGGUUGAAUCUGCCCACUUACUCCUUCUACAUCAAAAACAAAAGAUCCGGUGAGCAGGUCCUCUUUGACCUUGGCAGUCGUCGCGAUUGGCAGAAUCUGGUGCCACAUGUGUACGAUGUCGUGAGUGUGCGCGUUCCAGGCUUGAAGGUUGAGAAGGAGGUUAUAGACAUCAUCAAAGAUGGCGGCGUCAACCCAGAUGAGAUCAAAGCGAUGAUACUGAGCCAUUGGCACUAUGACCACUCAGGCAACAUUUCCCGCCUGAACAAGAAGACCGAUAUCGUCGUAGGACCAGGCUUCAAGAAAGCUUUCGAGCCAGGAUUCCCAGCAAACCCGCAAUCCACAUUCUACGAGGCAGACUUUGAAGGCCGGAAGUUCAUCGAGCCAGCAUUCAGUGAUGACUUCAAGAUCGGUGGCUACCAGGCUCAUGAUUACUUCGGAGACGGCAGUCUGUACGUCCUCAAUAUACCAGGACACACCACCGGCCACAUCUCGGCGCUUGUGAGGACCACACCAGAAACUUUCAUCUUCAUGGGUGGUGAUGUCUGCCACUUCACCGGAGUGAUCCGACCGUCACAGUAUAUCCCUCUGCCAGAUCCGAUCCCCAAGAAUACCGUCCUCGAUCCACGAUUGUCGGCUCCUUGCCCUUGCUCGAUCUUCACAAAGUGCCAUCCAGACCAGGAUAACAGUCGGACGAGUGCUUUCUAUCGAUGCAGUACGGGAGGACCUUAUGGCUCGUGGUAUGAUGAUCCGGCCACUGCUAUGCAAAGCAUCGCGUCGCUUUUCGAGUUCGAUGCCGAUCCGAAUGUUAUGGUCUUGAUCGCGCAUGACUCUGCGCCUAAGGACUCCUUGACUUUCUUCCCGAAUGGUACACUGAAUGACUGGAAGUCUAAGGGGCACAAAGAAGCCAUGCACUGGCAUUUUGUGAACGAACUGCCUGUAGGUGGGAAGCAGGAAAGGAAUCCGUUGACAGAUGGUCUUUAUCGGGAUGAUGGUCAGGGACUCAAGAAGGUCAAGACCAUGUAUGGCGAGCCGGUAUGA